UCAGUCUCUCUCUCUCAGGGAGCCAAAACCCCUCGGGUAUCUGACACCGUGUGUUUUGUUUCUGUUACUAUGUUCCCCAGGGUGAUUUUGAAGGGAACGAUGAUUAAAAAAUCUCAACAAAAGAAAAGAACAUCGCCGAGCAACUACAAGGAGAGGCUUUUUGUAUUGGACACGCAGGAAUUAAAGUAUUCUGAACGCCGCACAGGGAAAAAGCCGAUGGUGAAAGGUUGCAUUAAGCUGAACACAAUCAAGUGUGCCGAGAUUGUGUUCAGUGAUGUCCCAAUACCAUGCAACUACAAGUACCCUUUUCAGGUUUUUCAUGACAACCACUACCUCUACAUUUUUGCUCCAGAUAAUGAUUGCCGUCAGAGAUGGGUCAGAGCUCUCAAAGAAGAGACGAAGCAUAACAAUUUAGUGGCUAAAUUUCACCCAAACUUCUGGAUGGAUGGGAAAUGGAGAUGUUGCCUACAAACAGAGAAACUGGCAGCAGGUUGCCAUGUGUACGACCCAGUGGGUUAUGCUUCUAAAAAGCCACUUCCUCUCCUUCCCGAUCCAGAGUUGGAAGUUCAUGGUGAGGCACAGAGGACAGUCAUCGCUUUACAAGACUACACGCCGCUGGGAGACGAUGACUUGCCUCUUCAGAAAGACCAGGAGUACAAACUGAUAAACAGCUCACACUCUGAUUGGUGGGCUGUCGAGGAUGACAGAAGGAACAAAGGCUUCGUACCCAGUACAUAUGUAGCCAUAAAGUCUGGAAACAACUUUGAGCGGUUUGGAUGGUACAACAAAAACAUAACCAGAGGGGAAGCCGAGAGUUUGUUAAUGAAAGAGGGAAAAGAAGGUGCGUUCAUGGUGCGUGACUCGAGGCAGGCGGGAGUCUACACCGUGUCAGUCUUCACCAAGGCACCGGGGUCAAAUGGGGAGAAGAACCCGCGUGUGAAACAUUACCAAAUCAGACAGGCAGAAACAGGAGAGGCAACAUAUUACUUGGCAGAGAAGUACCUGUUCGGCACCAUUCCUGAGCUCAUCCUUUAUCACCAACACAAUGCUGCAGGCUUGAUAACCCGUUUGAGACACCCUGUCUCUCUAGAGGGAGGCUGCACCCAGGACAUUGCUGAUACCUCCCAAGCGGAUCAAUGGGAGGUGGACCCCAAGGAGCUGACGCUGGGUCAGGAGUUAGGCAGCGGACAGUUUGGCCUCGUGCUGGAGGGGAGAUGGAUGGAGAGGAAGGUGGCGGUGAAGAUGAUCCGAGAGGAGUGCAUGUCAGACGAGGAGUUUAAAGAGGAAGCCAGAGUCAUGAUGAGGUUGUCUCAUUGUAAGCUCGUCCAGCUGUACGGCGUGUGCACACAGCGCUCCCCCAUGUGUCUGCUGUUUGAGUUCAUGGAGAAGGGCUGCCUGUCAGACUACCUGCGAGCCAAGAAGGGCCGUCUGUCUCAGGACGCCAUGUUGGGGAUGUGUUUGGAUGUCAGUGAGGGGAUGGCGUACCUGGAGAGCUCCAACUUUAUACACAGAGAUCUGGCUGCCAGGAACUGUCUCGUUUCAAAGAACAAUGAGGUGAAGGUGUCUGACUUUGGAAUGACCAGAUUUGUGCUGGAUGAUCAGUACACGAGCUCCCAGUGCUCCAAGUUCCCCGUCAAGUGGUCGGCCCCAGAGGUCAUCAAAUACUCUAAGUUCAGCAGCAAGUCAGAUGUCUGGUCAUUCGGUGUGCUCAUGUGGGAGGUUUUCACCGAGGGCCGCCUCCCUUAUGAGAACCGCACUAACGCUGAAGUGGUCGAGUCCCUGAACUCGGGCCUGAGGCUCCUGAAGCCUCGCCUGGCCCCCGACGCUGUCCACCUGCUCAUGGAGUGGUGCUGGAAGGAGAAACCAGAAGAUCGGCCCUCCUUCGCUCUCCUCCUGCACGAGCUGGCCUCGCUCUCAAACCUGUGAGCCAAGAGAAGAUCUGAAGUGGAUAACAAUAAAUAGCUGUAUUUAUUUUAUUUAUUGAUUGUUGUAUUCCACACAUUAGUUUCUAAAUGUUUGAUGAACGUGAUUACAAAAGACAAGAUGGUGAUUUGCACUUUAUGGGUUUGAUACCUUUGUACACAUUAAGUCUCACACAGUCCACUCACUCAGCGACUCACUGCUUACUGCAGGUUUAUGUUGGGUUCAAUCUGAGAUCUUUGUGUUUAACUACUGAGAAGAUGAUUUUUUUUAACCCUCUGUUAAUAAAUGAAUUCAUUUGAAAAAGGAAGGAAACAUUUCAUCUAUCUGUAGGGUAAAACUAUGCAUCAUGUUGAAGCAAUGUUGAAACAUCAAAACUAUAUAAAGUAUAAGGCACUGGUUUCCAGGAGGUGCAGGGAGGAGAAAGGGGUUUGACUUUCACACGGUGUCUGCAGGGAUUUAUUUGUUAUUUAAAAUCGUCUCUUUCUUUAUUUGAAUACAUUUUGAACAAUUUUUAAAUUGACAAAAAUCCAUUUGUAAAUGUGUUUACAUUGUCAGGGAUAUGUAGGUGUACAGACUCCCUCUGCUGGGAUGGACGAGUACCUACCUGUGUUUGUUUGAGAAGAUUUCCUGUUAAGAAGAGAAUCUGCUGGAAACAUUCGUGUGGCAAUUAAAAUAUAAUUUUGGA
Labrus mixtus (cuckoo wrasse) is the source of this 2608-nucleotide messenger RNA. RefSeq names its product IL2 inducible T cell kinase (gene itk). NCBI's taxonomy places the organism in Eukaryota, Metazoa, Chordata, Actinopteri, Labriformes, Labridae. The transcript has 17 exons. Gene Ontology annotation, biological process: peptidyl-tyrosine autophosphorylation; T cell receptor signaling pathway; NK T cell differentiation. The record is from RefSeq and is a predicted model, not a curated record. The coding region runs from base 70 to 1926 and encodes 618 amino acids. Gene Ontology annotation, molecular function: protein binding; ATP binding; non-membrane spanning protein tyrosine kinase activity.